AUGGCACGCAUGCUGGUGGUGGUGGGCAUGGCAGCGGUCAUUGCUGUCCUCGCCCUCCAGGUCUGGUUCCGCUGCCCGUCCGAGGUCGAGGUCACCAUGCCGGCGUUCGGCGGCUGGCAUACUCCGCCGCCAGCAAAGGACUCCUCGCCGCAGCAGAGUCCGAGCUGGGGUGGCAACCUUUCGUUGAGCGCCUCGAUUCAAAGCCCAGAGGAGGCCACACUUCCGAGUUGCAUUCGAUACAAGCCCAAGCCGAUUCCUGCUGUCCUACAUCCGCCGCGGACGUUGGACGAUGCCGAGUACGGCGUGGAGAUGGACGGACUCAAUCUGGCCUUCCCGGAUCUCGGCGGCCCGGAGAACGAUCCGUUCGAGGAGGCCAUUCUCGAGGCGGCAAACAUGCAAAUUCCGAUGACGUUUGCCCAUCAGCUUGACUGCGCGCCCUGCGUCCGCGACUACGAGGUCUCAGAACCCGUCGAGAUCCGCCUCGUCUUCCCGGAGCACCACCCGCUGAACAAAGCGACUGAGCCCGGUGUGGCCAAGCGCAAGGCCGCUGUGCUCCAUGUUCUGUUCGAGGGCCCAGAGCUGGUCCUUGGUGAGGUCUUUAACAACCGCGAUGGCACGUACGCAGUGACCGUGCCCGACGGCUUCCGCGUGCCUGGGCAGUACCGGCUGACGGUCCGCAUCCAGCACCUGGCGUAUCCGUUUACUCGGGCGAAGCGAUUCAACGACCGCGACGUUGGCUGCAACUACACGCCUGAUGCACCAGACUACUCGGCGCAGUGGUACGACGCCACGCCGAUGGGCUACCCCAAGCCGUUUGUGGUCACGGGCGAGAUCCACCCGCUCGCAACCCCGGCCGGUCGCAGCAGCCUUCCGCGGUGCACUUACAUGGACGACGCCUCGCACCGCGGCCGCUGGCUCAACACGCUCCUUGAGGAGAGCCGGGUCUGGCGCGCCCCAGGCUCGCCCUGGCGCCGAUUCAUGGACGAGAUCAGCGGCGAGCCAUGGCUCUGGCUCCCAGACGCCUGCCGCCUCCUCCCCAUCUUCGACGAGGCUGCGGUGGCGUGCAUCAUGGGUCAGAACACCACGGCACGGGCGACUGGCGACUCGCACAUGACCAUCAACAUGUUUAACCACCAGGUCCUUGGCGCCGGCGCAGAGCGGAAGCUCAGCCACACCCGAGACGACUUUGACGGCGCUCUCUUCCAGCCGGGCAUGAACAUCCACCGCGACUUUGACUUUUGGCAGUACUACAAGCCGGCGCGCGAGACGCGUGUCUCACGCGCGCCAGGUGAAACUGCCGCUGGUGUGACCGCCAAGUACGGUCGGCUUGUCGGCCGCAUGACUUGGCGCCCGGGCACCGACGAGAUGUCGAUGCUGAUGCUUAAUCUCCGUGAGCUCGUUGCGCCCGCGCCCAAGGACAACGAGUGGCUCAAGAACACGCCGCCCGACAUCCAGCCGCACCUGCUCAAGCCGAGCACGCUCACUCUCAUCGACUUUGGUGCGUGGUACAUCCAAGAGCCGCGCGGCGUCAUCCGCGAACACGCCCGCGACUUUGCCGACUUUUUCGUCAACGAGUACCUCGCCGACGACGAGACGUAUCCCACAAAGUCGCGCAUCGUCUACCUCUCCACGCCGCCGGCCAACGAAUUUGUCGACCCAAAGCGUGCCUUUGCGCCGACAUGCGAUACCAACCUCCGCCGCAUGGCGCUCAAUCGCGUCGUCCGGCCCAUUCUCAUCAAAGCCGGCAUCGACUACCUCGAUCUCUUCGCUCUUGCGUACCCGCGAUACUACACCGAGCGCGACCUCUGCGGCGGCCACUGGGUGUGCGAGCCAAGCCAUCCGGUCACGCCGCUGGCCGUCUGGCAGCAGCUCAUCAUCGCCAACGCCAUCUGCCCCGGCGAGUGGUCCGACUGCGAUGCCUAA
Molecule: messenger RNA, 1923 nt
Organism: Thecamonas trahens ATCC 50062
Lineage: Eukaryota; Apusomonadida; Apusomonadidae
Exons: 1
Coding region: 1-1923 (640 amino acids)
Source: RefSeq, a predicted model, not a curated record